Messenger RNA from Cavenderia fasciculata, 7914 nucleotides. Its product is annotated as protein kinase. NCBI's taxonomy places the organism in Eukaryota, Evosea, Eumycetozoa, Acytosteliales, Cavenderiaceae. The record is from RefSeq and is a predicted model, not a curated record. Bases 1 to 7914 code for a protein of 2637 amino acids. The transcript has 17 exons. Gene Ontology annotation, biological process: protein phosphorylation. Gene Ontology annotation, molecular function: ATP binding; protein kinase activity; protein binding.
AUGAUACUUUGGAUACUAAUGAGCAUAUCGGUGGGAUACAUCGAUACUGACAGUAACAAUAACAAUAAAAAUGAUAACAAUAACGAUCAACAACAACAACAACGUAUAGCAUCAUCUUCAAACUAUAGUAAUAGUCAUAGUAACAAUAAUAUUAGUAAUAGUAUAUUGAUAAGGAGUAAUAGUUUUAAUAAUAAUAAUAAUAGUAAUAAUAACCAGCAACAAAAUUGGAGGAAUGAUGGUGAUGAUUUAACAUUAGACUCCUUGUCAAUAAAUAAUAAUAAUAAUAAUAAUAAUAGAACGACUACAAGAUUAGUAUACGAGCCAAGAGCUAUUGAUAUAAGUAGUACGAGUAAUAUAACACAAAAUGAAACACCAAAUACAAGUUUUAUAAUGGAGGGAUCAUCAUUUGCAUAUGAUGGUGAUGACGACGACAGCGAUCUAGAUGACGAUCUAGAAGAUGAUGACUCUUUGGAAGAUAUUUACAAAACGACUGAUAGUAAUAGAGGUGGUAGCAGUGUUAGAGGAGGAGGAGGAGGAGGAGAAGACUGUUACGAACUAGACGAAACAGAUUUACAAAAUAUCGAUCACUACUUUGAAUUUAGUACACAAGACAGUGAAGGUAAUAUGGGUAUACCAAGUAAUAGUAGUAACAGUAACAAUAGACGACAACAAAUGGAUAAUAUUAGAGCUAGUCGUGAAGGUAUCAUUCAUCAUAUCAAUAUAAGAGGGAGUGUUGAUCAUUCUCAUUCUUCUUCUCCAACUAUAGUAAUAAUAAUAAUAAUGUUCCAUCAUCUCCAUCACGUCCUCCUCCAAAUAUUUUUUUCGACGACAACAACUGCGACAAUGAUGACAUCGUCAUUGGCGAGAAAUGUAUCUAUAUCCGACAUGGAAACAUUCUAUCAACAAUAUCUAUCAACCAAAUCAAAUAUUCAAAUCAUUACAAAUUAUCAACCUGAUCAACAACAUCAACAACAACAACAACAACAACAACAACAACAACAACAAAAAUCAACGACAUCUGAAACAAUUCAACAAUCAAUACCAAUACCAAAUACAAAUACAAAUGAUCAUAAUCAUCAUCACUCAUAUGGUCAUUCUAAUAAUAAUAAUAAUAAUCAAAAUGGACAACAAAUAUUAUGGUUUAAUGAUUCAAAUAGUUAUAAUGGUAAUAAUAAUCAUCAUGGUAAUUAUUAUGAAGUUGAAUUGGAUUUAUCAGAGAGUGGAUUAGAGGAAUUUCCAAUUAUAAUUCAACCAAAUCAUUACAAAAUUAUCGAUCUUUCACACAACUCGAUCAUGGAGAUUGAUGAAUCGAGUAUUAUAUCGGUUAAAGACCGUUUGGAGCAGCUGAUUAUGUUUAAUAAUCUAUUAUCGACGCUGCCACCUAUACUAUCGACGCUACGGCAUCUGACGAUACUCGACCUCAGUCACAACCAUCUCGAACAGUUGCCAGACGAUCUGGCAGGUGGAUUGGGGAAACUUAGGGAAUUCUACCUCUCGGGCAACUCGUUGACUCAAUUCCCAAAGGUACCAUUAUCACUUAGAAAGCUUGUCCUUGACAACAACCACAUUGAAACCAUUGAGGAGAGUCGAUUGGCACGUCUCACUCAACUCCAAACACUCGAUCUUUCCAUUAAUAGAUUAUCAGUUAUUCCCAAUAAUGCAUUGUCUAAAUUGACAGCACUCAAGGUUCUAACGUUGUCCAAGAAUGAAAUAACAGAGAUUCCAUCGUCACUAAGGUAUCUCACCAAAUUGCAUAGUCUUUCAUUUGACCACAACCAAAUCACAGAGAUGGCUGAAAAGACGUGGGUCAAGUUGACACGUCUUGCCAAGGUCACAUUUUCACACAACCGACUCCGAUCAAUCUCUUAUUCCAUCAACUAUCUCUCUUCACUGAUCGAGCUAAACGUUUCACAAAACCUUAUCGAACAACUCCCCGAAUCCAUUUGUUUUCUAUCUAGUCUUAAGAAACUAGAUGUCAGCAAUAACAACAUUAAAGAGUUGCCCGCUGAAAUUGGGUUUCUCACCAAAUUGGUUGAUUUACAAUUAUACAAUAAUCAUAUAUCAAAUUUUCCAAAAAGUUUUUUAAAGUGCAGAUCAAUAAGAGAAAUUGGAGUAGAUGGUAAUCCAUUACCUUCAUUUUAUCAUCUUGGCAUUAAAGCAAUUAGAUAUCAUAUAAAGAAUCCAGAUUGUGAUGAAAUUGAUCAAUCCAUGUUGAAUAGAAUCGAUGAUUUAAGUUCAUCACAUGGUAUUCCAACAACAAGUAAUCCUCGUCGUAAUUUUGAUGGUAGUGUUAAUUUAUUUGGAGGAGUUGGAAAUGGUGGUAAUACUGGAAAUAAUAAUAAUAAUAUGAAUUCAUAUCGUUCAUUAUAUCCAACAACAAACCCUUUAACAACUUCAUUAACAUCAUCAACACUUUCCUUGUCAUCAUCUACUGCUUCACUUUCAACUUCAUCAUCUUCUGCUUUUAAUUCAUUGUAUAAUAAUAAUCAAAAUAAUCAAAAUAGUAAUCAUAAUAACUAUAAUAGUAGUACGAAUAAUGUAAAUUAUAUAAUAUCGAGUAAUAAUAGUAUUGGUGGUGGUGGGGGAAGUGCCAAUGGUAACAACUAUAUUACUACAAGUUGUGAUAAUGAUAUGAUGUUUAAUUUAAAAUCAUCACAUAAUUCAUCCAAUCCAAAUAGUCUAAAUAAUAGUUUUAAUAUAAAUAGUAGUAUGGAGUUUAUUGAUCCUAUAUCACAACCAACAACAAGUAAACUAUCCAAUAAUAAUAAUAAUAAUAAUAAUAAUAAUAAUAAUAUUAAUUAUAUAAAUAAUAAUAAUAAUAAUAAUCAACCUUUAACUUUAUCAUCAUUAAAUGUAUCAAAUACAACUACUGCAACUAUAACAUCAUUGACAAAUUCAAAUUCAAAUUCAAUGAUAAAAAGAAGUUAUGAAUGGGAAAUUGAUUAUAAAGAAUUAGAGAUACGGGAAUUAAUAGGACAAGGUGGUUUUAGUACAGUUUAUCAUGGCUAUUGGCAAGGUAAAGAGGUAGCAAUCAAACAAAUAGAAUUACAAUCUUACAAGGCAUUGGAAGAUUUUAGAAAAGAGGUGGGUAUGCUAAGUAAGCUAAGACCACACGAAAACCUUUUAAAAUAUUAUGGAGCAUGUACCAAGGGACAGUAUAGUUAUAUUGUCACUGAAUACCUACCUCGUGGAUCACUCUAUGACAUCCUACAUCGUGAAGGAACAAAGGGAUUGGUCAAGAUUGAUAAUCAGCUGCUUCUAACCUUUGCUACUGGUGUUGCACUUGGCUGUUACCAUCUGUCUACCUAUGACCCACCAAUCUAUCACACCGAUCUAAAAUCAAAGAAUCUAUUGGUAACCAACAACCUAAAGAUCAAGAUUUGUGAUUUUGGUUUAGCAUCUUGUAAACAUAAAGACAACAAAUUGGAUGGUAGUCGAUUGGCCUAUGCCUUUUAUGCUGCUCCCGAAAUUUUAUCUUCAAAACCUUUUACUGAAAAAAGUGAUGUAUUUUCAUUUGGUACAAUAUUAUGGGAAUUGGUAACCAAUCAAAUACCAUUUGAUGUCACAAAUAAUACAAAUGUAGCAAAUGAAACAUCACCAACUGUUUCAUUUGAUAUUGAUGGAAUUGAAUUUAGAUUUAAAUUCAAGGGUAUUCAAGAAUUGGAUAUGGAUGAUGGAGUAUUACAUGAAUUGAAUAUUCUAGAUUAUUCUUGGAUUGUUAAUAUCACUGAAACUGAUGGUUUGACCGUUGGGGUGUAUCAACUCAACAAGACUAUGGUAAAUUCUACCAACAGUCAAGUUGAACAAGGGGGAUACAUUCCAUUCCAAUCACUUCAAGUUAUUGCAACCAUAUCAUUUUCACAACAAGCUCGACAAGUUGUAUUUGGUAGUCAAGUAGUUAAAAUCAAUCCAAAUGCAAUUAAACUAGUGGUCAAUGUAACUGGUUGGCAGUACACUUCCAAUGUUGCAACUCUCCGAUUAUUAUUUUCAUCACAAAUGAAUUUAAAUCAAUCUGUAGAAUACCAAUGUGAACAAAGGCAAAUCGGAUCACUCACCAAUGACUCUUUGGGAUCAUUAGAGUAUCUGAGAGUACUCAAAGACAAUAUUCAAUUCAAUGGUAGAUUUAUCGAUUUUGCACUAUCCGAUGGAAGAGAAGUCUAUUCAAAGACUGAACUAGUUUCAUUUGCACCAAUCGAAAGUUCCAAUACCAAUGACACUUUAUUACAACAACAAUCUAUUGUACUAGGUAUUCGUUUGCCACAAUGUCAAUCGUGUAUACUCUACCCAGACUUUUCAGCAUUGAUCGUUGAUACCACCCACAACGACAAUAAUCAAUGUUCACAACAAGAUUUAGAUGACAAAUGGAAAUUGAUUGUUGGUAUUGUGGUUGGCGUAGUUGGAGCAGUAUGUCUAUCAAUCAUCAUCGUCUAUGCUGUCAAAAGAUUAAAAAGACACUUGUUAUUGAAUCUGCAAUCAGCUAUUUUCUUGAUUCAACAAUUUGGAUGGAGAUCAUCACAAAGUCAAGCACUGUGUAAUGAAGCUGCUGGUUUCUAUUUUUUCACUUGUAAACUUGUUAAUAAUGCUUAUCACAUUACUACAAUUAAUGCACCAAACUAUGGAUUUAUGAAUGUUGGAGCACCAAAUAGUACAUUUACAAAAUUGGUAUUUCCUGGAUUAGUAUCACUGGACAUUACUUCUGGAAAUUCUUACACUUCAAUGAUCAACAUUUUAAAUUAUUUUACCGAUACCUAUCCAGAGUUGGUUCAAUUCAAUAUUGCAGAUAAUAGAAUAGACACGAUACCAGCUACAUUUUCAUUGGGAAUGCCAAAGUUAAUAUCUUUGAAAAUGUAUCUUCCAAAUCUACGAUACUUCCCAACAUUCAUUCCCAACACCAAUAUUUCUCAUUUCUAUGUGUAUGGAGUAUUCUCAAACCUUCCUCCCAUUACCCUUACCUACCCAAAGUUGAUGAUGGUACAGGCUAUUUAUUCUCCGACCAACGACGUUAUAAACUUGAACAAAGCAUUAUGUCCAGUUUUAAAUUUCGGAGAAUUUGUUAUUGGUAAUAAUGCAGGAAAGAUUACUAUCAAUACAGAUAUUGGUUUUCAAACUCUAGCAUGUAAAGGUACUACUAGUAUGGGACCUGUUAUUAUAUGCAAUGUAAACAUGACAAAUACCAAAGUUCUUAAUACUUUAACAUUGGAAGGAAAAACUUCAACCAUCACUCCUUGGGUUGAAGAUCCAUUAGAAUAUCCUGUUCUUUCUUCUUUAUCAAUCAAUUAUGGAGUACUUACAACGAUACCAAAACUAGCUUCCACUCAAAUAUCAACAUUAUCAUUAUCAAACAAUCUGAUUAAUACCUGGCCAACAACCCCAUUCCCAUCCAGUCUUUUGAUUGUUGAUCUUUCUAACAAUCCAUUAUCUGGACAGAUUGAUUUCGAUACAUUGUUUUUAAACAAUGUUGGAUUGACUCUUUCCGUCAAUAAUAAUACGAUUGUUGGAACUGUUCCACCUAGUUUUUGUAGAAAUAGACUAUUUAUUCAUGGCACAUCUAUAGCAACUAUUCCAGAUUGUUUUUGGUGUUAUCAAGGAGAUAAUAAUAUUAUUCAAACUACCAUUACAAAACCUACUGGUCUAUCUUGCAUUCCCGUUAUAAACAAUGCAUCAUUGAUUGUUACAAACCUAGGUAGCGCUACUGUCACUGGAAGCACUCUUGGGUGGGGUGUUACACCAGUUGCCAACAACCCAUCGAUUACUGCAAUCAUUCCAAAUGAAGUCAUGGUAUUGACUUUUCCAAAUUAUGCUGCACUCACUGCACCAGAAACCACCACUUUCAAAUUGCAAAGAAUCACACCCUCACUUACAGUACAAGCCAACAUGGUCGAAGGUGGAGUCAAAAUCAAUUACAUCAAGUUUUUACAAACCACCUUUACAACUAGCUUCUCGUUCCAUAUGCAACUCUACAACAACAGAUUUGCUCCAACCGUUGAUAUCAAUGGUGUAUCUUGUAAUGCCAAUUCUGCCAAUGCUACCAUGAUUACUUGUGAAACAGUGGAACCAGUCCCUGCCGGCCAGUAUACAGCCAAGGUUACCAAUGGUUAUUACACUCAAAGAUUUCCACUAUUUGUACCCAACUAUCCAACCAUUGAAACUAUUUCUCGUAAGGCUACCCCAGGAACGAUGAUUACAAUCACUGGAAACAAUGGAGGAUUUAAUUCCAAUUCUGUAACAAUCGUUUUCAACGAAGGUCUUGCCACGCAAUCCAGUGCCACUAUUUACAGAAUUCAAGACAACUAUAUGAUGUGUUUUAUUCCAGCCGGUCAACCAGGAGCAUACGGAAACACAACAGUCACCAUUACAAUCAAUACUUUUACUCGUGUUGCCUAUCACCUAUUCAAAACAUUGGCUGAAAUGGAGUGCGAGGUAUCAACCAACUUUUGUAAUGGUAAUGGUGUUUGUCAACCCGAUGGCAGUUGUCUUUGUAAUCUAGCCAAUUUCUAUGAUAAUUGUACAAAGGGAUAUCCAUCAAUUAGUUCAGGUGAUUAUGAUGCAAAUAAUCUAAAGAUGGUUUCAUUAUUUGGAAAUUUUGGACCAACUAUACUUCCCACGAUCAUUAUGGUCAAUAAGACUAUCCCAUGUUUGGUUCAAACUUCGACUCCAAUUACUAUUAAUUGUUCACUUGAUAUUGUACCACCAUAUGGUUUAUCAUCUGUUCAAAUUGAUAUCAAUGGAUUUAAUACAUCUUCUCAAAACUUGCUUCGUAAUCUUAAAAAUUCUGGCAACAAUCAAGGAAGUGGAGAUGGAUCAAGUCAAGAUAAUUCUCAAGAACAAGGAGGAGGAGGAAAAACACCACAAGAAAUUUGUUCUGAAAAUACAUCCGACUGUUAUGGAAAUGGAUUUUGUGAUGUUAAUGGUGAUUGUGUAUGCAAGGAAAAUUAUAAUCCUGCCGAUUAUUGUUUAACAAAAUUCACAAAUAAUACAAAUGUAGCAAAUGAAACAUCACCAACUAUUGAUUUUAAUAUUGAUGGAAUUGAAUUUAGAUUUGAAUUUAAGGCUAUUCAAGAAUUGGAUAUGGAUGAUGGAGUAUUAAAUGAAUUGAAUAUUCUAGAUUAUUCUUGGAUUGUUAAUAUCACUGAAACUGAUGGUUUGACCGUUGGAACUUAUCAACUCAACAAGACUAUGGUCAACCCAACCAUCCCUGACGCCAAUUCAACCGAUGCCGAGGGAUACACCCCAUUCCAAUCACUUGACGUUAUUGCCACAAUCUCUUUUUCAUCAAAAGCUAGAGACGUUCCAUUUGGUAACCAAGUCUUAAAGAUUAAUCCAAAUGCCAUUAAACUUGCCAUCAAUGUAACUGGUUGGCAAUAUCUAUCCAAUGUUGCAACUCUCCGAUUGUUAUUCGCUACCCAAAUGAAUUUAAAUCAAUCUGUAGAGUACCAAUGUGAACAAAGACAAAUUGGAUCACUCACCAAUGACUCUUUGGGAUCAUUAGAGUAUCUAAGAGUACUCAAAGACAAUAUUCAAUUCAAUGGUAGAUUUAUCGAUUUUGCACUAUCCGAUGGAAGAGAAGUCUAUUCAAAGACUGAACUAGUUUCAUUUACACCAUUUGAAAGUACCAAUGCCAAUGACACUGAAUUACAACAACAAUCAAUCGUCUUGGGUGUUCGUAUGCCACAAUGUCAAUCGUGUCAACUCGAUCCAGACUUUACACCAUUGCUAGUCGAUAGAAGCAAUGAUAAUGGAUGUGCAUCUGAAAAUGAUUCAAAGUGGAAAUUGAUCGUUGGUGUUACCAUUGGUGGUGCUGCUGCCGUAGCCCUUGGUGUCGGAUCUGUCAUUUUAACCAAAAAGAAAUUAAAAGAAUCUGCCUACAAGAAAAAGAUGGAAAGAGUAACCCAAAAAAUGAAUAAUAUGAAUUAA